CGGCGCUCCCUCAACGCGACGGCCUGACUCUUGACAUCCAACAUGGAGCCGCAGGAGGAGGCGCCAACGCUCGGGGAGUCCGUGCCUCGGCCUCCUGGGGCCUCGGGGUCGCCGACGCCGGACGGGGAGGAGGAGCGGCCGGAGGGCAGCGCCCCGCUGGCGGCGGCUCCCGCGGAAGCCGAGGGGGACAGCGCGGGCGCCGACGGGCUGUGGGGGCUGCCGGUGGAGCACGCCGAGCGCAGGCCCGAGUGCAGCCGCUGCCGCCGGCCCCAGAAAGUGUGCUUGUGUCCAUAUCUACCAGUGCACCCGCUCCAAAUCUCCACCCAUUUGUACAUAAUUCAGCAUCCAGCAGAGGAAAGCAAAGUGUUGCGCACAGUCCCUCUGCUAGCGGCAUGCCUCCCCCCUGACAAGUGCACGGUAAAGAUUGGCCGCCGCUUCAGUGAAGAGCGAGAUUUUGAACUUUCAACUGUUUGCCGGGACUCUGGUACAUUAAUAUUAUAUCCAGGGGCUGAAGCUACUAAUUUGGAAGAAUUUAUAUUAGAUUCUCCUGUCUAUCCUUCCACAAUCAUCCUCAUUGAUGGUACAUGGAGCCAGGCUAAGGACAUUUUCUAUAAGAAUUCCUUGUUCCGACUUCCCAAACAGGUGCAGUUAAAAACUAGCAUUUGUAGUCAGUAUGUAAUUCGGAUGCAACCCACUAGCAGGUGCCUUUCUACCCUAGAAUGUGCUGCUGCUGCUCUUUCCAUCUUGGAGAAAAAUAACUAUAUACAAGAGACUUUGCUUCGCCCUCUUCAAGCGUUAUGUUCUUUCCAGCUUCAGCACGGUGCUCAGAUUCGCCUCAGCAAGGAAUAUCUUCUGAAAAACGGAUUAUAUCCCAAGCCAAUGCCAAAGAACAAGCGCAAACUCAGGAAGAUGGAGCUGUUGAUGAACAGUGUUAAAAUUUAGCCCAGUGUUCCCAUGAUGCUCCUUCACCUGUCUUUAGCUGACAAGACUUGGUAAACUUUCCCCCAGUUUAGGCUUGAGGGCUUUGACUCUGAAGAAGGAAUGCUGACAGGUACUUGUGCGGAAAGAGUUGGUCUGCUAAACAGCAUCAUGCAGCACACUUACACCCACUCUGUGAAAAGCAGUCUUUUGUUUUGUUUUUUUGUUUUUUUGAGGCCAGGUUUCUCCGUGUAGUCUGUAGACCAGGCCAGCCUCAAACUCAUAGAUCCACCUUCCUCUGCCUCCUGAGUGCUGGGAUCAAAGGUGUGCGCCACUACCAUCCAGAUACUGUAUUUGUUUUUUAAAUAUGUGCUUCUAAUACAUUGUUUUAGAUCUCUUCAAAAUACAAUUAGUUGUUGGUUUAGAGUAAAGAGUGUGUAUAAAAUGAAGACAGUUCAGCCUGGGAACAGUGUUGUUUCCAUCAGCGUUUGUGGAUACCUAGGUAUGUAGAGAUCAGUGGUGGCAUAUACCCUGCAUUAGUUUCAGCCUUACUGUGAAAUAAGUGGCAAAAGAGGGUUACUUGUUUUAUUAACUAGUAGAAAGAAACAGGGAAACUUCACUGUUUAGGGUUGAACAUGGACUCCGUGAAUGUGAUUUACACCCUGUAAUUGUCUGGAUUCCUGUAGAGUGCAUUUAACUUUGAAAUAGCCUACAUUCUCUUUGGCAUUUGCUUUGCCUCAGUUUUAGUUUUUCAGUAUUCAUUUAACAAGUUUACUCGUUGUGGUAAGAGGUUGUUGAUGAAGUUUCUGUAUGGAAAUGGCUGAAGUAGAGUAUAAUGCAGUUAUCAUUUUGAAAACAUACUUCUGUAAGUAGCUCUACUUAAAAAAAAUUUUUAAGAGCAAAAGCUUUCAAUAUGAAAGAUCAAAUUUCUCACCCUAUUAGGAGAAUAUUUGCUGAGAUUUUGUAUAGAAUAAGAGAAAUUUAUAUACUCUAUAUUUAUAUUCAAUUUAUAGUUAAGAAAACACUUUGGCAAGAUCAGGGUGUUUCAUUUUGACCUUUGUUCCUGAUUACUACAGUUCCUUGAAUCCAGUGUUAAAUGGAAGGAAAAAUCAAGCAUGCAGUUUAGUGGUGAUUUUGAUAAAUACCUGUGUGUGACACAAAUAUACACUGGUUUUUGAUGUUUUUCAUGCUCAUUUGCUUAUUAUUGGCUCAGAUUAGACACUCAUUAAUAGCUUGGCUGGUCCCAAUUAGAAUGCUAACAAAUAUAUAGCAAGUUAUAUGAAAAUAUUUUAAAAUAUUAAAAUCAGAUUUGUGACUUCAAUUGCUGACUUAUAUUUGCAUUUAAAAAUAAGUUGGCCUUUUAUAACCUAAAU
This is a messenger RNA of Peromyscus eremicus (cactus mouse), 2291 nucleotides long. RefSeq names its product DTW domain containing 2 (gene Dtwd2). Bases 43 to 942 code for a protein of 299 amino acids. The record is from RefSeq and is a predicted model, not a curated record. NCBI's taxonomy places the organism in Eukaryota, Metazoa, Chordata, Mammalia, Rodentia, Cricetidae. The transcript has 6 exons.